Bursaphelenchus xylophilus (pine wood nematode) is the source of this 2257-nucleotide messenger RNA. The record is from the annotation of a GenBank genome assembly. NCBI's taxonomy places the organism in Eukaryota, Metazoa, Nematoda, Chromadorea, Rhabditida, Aphelenchoididae.
AUGCUCUCCUUUUUUUCCUCCGUCUUUUCGAGGUAUGUGAAUAUUGUUUUCCCUGGCAAACUGAUUCCCUGCAACUCGCUCGUAAGGCUGAUUCUGACUUCCAAGUCCAUCGACGUCUUCCGAUUUCAUCUGUUUCUCUGGAUUCGGCGUUUUUUGGAUGAGCGAGAGAGCGCGCGGCUUGCGGAGGGCGGCAGGGAAAUUCCUCUUCCGCACUCAUUUUCUGUGCGUCUCGAAUGGCUGAGGCGCUGUAGGGGAACAAUAAACCGGGGCUUCGCGCGUCGCGGAUUGUCUCAACGUCUGCAUAAUAAUAAAAAUAAUUCCGAUCACUUAGUAAUGAUUGCACAUCCGAAAAUUUCAAAUUUCGGCGCAAUGUUAGAUACUCUCUCGCUGAUUUCGGCAGAAAAAUAAAAACUUUCUGUUGAUUACUAAGAUUUUAGGUAUAAAUAUUUUUUAGGGCGCGGUCCUUUUAUAUAGGCCAGAGUUUGAUAAGCUGGUUGAUCUUGAUGAAUAAUUUUUUCAGCCUUCGUCUUUCAACAAUGUCAACUCCUGAAGAUGCACAACAAUCAACGUCUGAUCCCGAAGAAACGUCAUUGGAUGUCCCGUCAGAGCUCAAUAUGGAAGUGGAUACUCCGGUGAAUGAAGCGGUAUCAGAGGUAAGAUGACUAGUAUUGGAGAUCAUCAAAUACGUUUAGAGUCGACCUGGAACUCCGUCUCGUGCAAUGUCAGCGUGCUCGGAAGUGGCUGAAGAAGAUGUUUUUGGAACACCCCCAGCCAUUCGAAGACUGCGAUCCUCGGGAACGAUUGCUACCGAAGAGAAAACAGAAGAUGUUGUGACUAGAAGAUCUGUCAGAAAGCCGGCUGAUCAACGAUUUCUUCAAACUGAUAAGGAGAACAAGAAGAGACCUCAAGAUCAGCCAGGGAUUGGUGAUGGAUUUCAAGCCGAUAUCCCCGAGCUUUUAGAAAAUGGAAUUCCAGAUGAAGAAGAAAGGGAGUCUGUGAUGUGGCUGCCAAAGGAAGAAUUCCAAUGGAAUCCGAAUGUCAGGAAAUACAUAGAAUUGGCUAGAGUCUGCAGAUCUGUUGAUGGAGAUCAGGUGAGCUAAUUUUAUUUAUCCAUUUAUUCUUUUUAGGCUUUGAAACAUCUAUUUGAAAGAGAUUACAAUCUGGCCAAGGCUUUGGAAGACUUUGAGAAAUUACCUUUACCUCAGUAUGUUUGGAAGAGCAGAGAAGUUCAGGAAUUGGUGAAGAAGUUAGCUCAAGGACGGAAGGUUCAACAUGUACAAAAAUAUGUAGGUUUUACUUCGGCUGCUUAUUUUUAGUCCAAGUUGAUAUUGUUAAAGCCAAUCAAUUGUAAUCCUUUUGUAGUUUUCUGAGAAAUACGGGUACGCAGACGCCAGAGCCAGAGUUGUGGAAAAGCGAUACGAACUUCUACAUCGACUAUGUUACGGAGAAUCCCGGUGGGUAUGCCCAGCAAUGAUGGAGUAAGAGUGACUUCUCUUUUUAUUUAUAUUUAUAUUUAGAAGAACUGACGAUGGUAUAAUAACCUCGAGAAGAGAAUGCAAAAACUGUGCGGGCUCAUCCAAUGAUGACGUAAAUGCAAACGUCUCGUGUAAUGUAUGCGCCUUUUAUAACGAAAUAUUCGGGAAACCACGUGUGUUCAGCGUAAGCCUGGAAGACGAUGAAUACAUCCAAAAGAAUCUGGAUGCUCCUUUAGACUACAAUUAUGAAGAGUAAGCCUAUUAAGUGUUCAGUUUUGUUCUGUAAUGUAAUUUUUUUUUAUUUUCAGAGAGCAUUUUGAGUGUUUUAAAGAAUCGAAACUGAAUCAAAUUCGUAAAAAUAUUGAAUGGACUGAUGCCGAGAAGGUUAUUCUGGUCAGAGGAUUCCGGGAACUAGGGCUCAACUUUGAUGAAAUCUCGAAUCGACUGGAUAACCGAUCAGCGGAAGAAGUAGAGAGCUUCUACAUGGAAUUUAGAUCACGGUAUAACCUUGAUGAGGUGAGUGUCUUAUUGGGUUCUGUGAGUAUAAUUGCUGUACUUCUUAACUUAAUUUUUAGUUAAUCUCGAACUUCGACCGGGAACAAGAUGCUCCAAGCAAUCCCCGAUCUAGACGGGCACAAGAAGAUCGGACCCCAACUCCAGCUGAUGACAGUGAUAAUGAACUCGAUCCGGAUGAGGUCAAGGUCCCCAUACGACAUCCCAAGACUCGAUCGACAAUUACAACUCGCAAUAAGGCCCGUUCAGCUGUGGAGAGUAUGGCCUGA